This is a messenger RNA of Ctenocephalides felis (cat flea), 924 nucleotides long. Its product is annotated as acyl-CoA Delta(11) desaturase. Gene Ontology annotation, biological process: unsaturated fatty acid biosynthetic process. Gene Ontology annotation, cellular component: endoplasmic reticulum membrane. Lineage: Eukaryota; Metazoa; Arthropoda; Insecta; Siphonaptera; Pulicidae. Bases 1 to 924 code for a protein of 307 amino acids. Gene Ontology annotation, molecular function: iron ion binding; stearoyl-CoA 9-desaturase activity. The record is from RefSeq and is a predicted model, not a curated record. The transcript is spliced from 8 exons.
AUGAUUGCUCAAGCCGUUCGAGUUCCAUAUGCAAAUUCAUUUUCUACUGUGAUAUUAUCCGGGUUCGGAAUCACCGCAGGCGCACACCGUUUGUGGUCUCAUAGGUCAUACAAAGCGACUUGGCAAUUGAGGACCAUACUCAUGUUUCUCUUUACCAUCACUGGACAGAGGGAUGCUUACACAUGGGCCUUAGACCACAGGGUCCAUCACAAAUAUUCAGAGACGGACUCGGACCCCCAUAAUGCAAAACGUGGAUUUUUUUUCGCCCAUGUGGGUUGGCUUGUUCUAACUCCACAUCCUAAUGUUGUACUUAAAAGGAAACAGGUUGAUAUGAGUGACUUGGAAGCCGAUGCAGUAGUCAUGUGGCAAAAAAGGUUUUACAUCCCUCUAUUCGCCCUAUUGGCAAUAGGUUUACCAGUUUUGGCACCUUGGUAUUUUUGGCAAGAAGACCUUUGGGUUUCUUUUUGGGUCAAUUUUAAUUUUAGGUUCUGUUUGACUCUAAAUAUUGCAUUUUUUGUGAACAGUGUUGCACAUAUGUGGGGCCAGAAACCUUACGACAAAAAUAUAAGUCCAGUAGAAAAUUUAGGGGUUGCAAUUGCAGCCCUUGGUGAAGGUUGGCACAAUUAUCAUCAUGUUUUUCCAUAUGAUUAUAAAACAGGUGAACUAGGAGGGUACACUUUCAAUCCUACAACAGGCCUCAUAGAUUUCUUUGCAAGAAUAGGAUGGGCGUACGAUCGUAAAUCAGUUUCCAGAAGAAUGAUAGUCCGAAGGGCCCUUAGAUCAGGUGAUGGGUCUUUUAUUUUAGACCCACAUGCCGAAGAGACCCAAAUUUGGGGCUAUGGGGAUGUCGAUAUGGACGAACAGGAUAUCAAAGACCUAAUUUUUCCAGAUCAAAAAAAUUUGGAAAAAUUAGGAAAAAAAUAG